UGAGACGCACACAAUAAACAAACAAAAUUGGCUCCAUGUCAAACAAUCACAGUGUGAGUGAAUUAUGUUUGUUUAUGUUUAUUUUGUAUAGUAUUGUUCCUAAGCACGUGUAUUAUUAACAAAUGUCAAUCACAGAAUAUUCUGUCAAUAUUUUUUUAGUGUGGCAUUAGAAAAAAAACGAAUCUAGUCAAACGAUGGCUCGAAUAGCUCGUAUGGUGUUUACAUCGUUAUCACUAUUUUUGGGAAUGUUCUUCUUUUUCUUUGGUCUCAUUAAAGUAUCACGAUUUUUGAAUUCUGAAAUUCAUCGAGAAAUGCGUCGAAAUUUUGUCCGUUAUGCUAAAGUAAUUCCAUUGGUAACCACCAGUCUAGGCUUGAAAGUAUCACCAAAAUAUUUCCGUUUGACUGUUGGAUAUGCAGAAAUUAUAGCCGGAUUAUUGUUGGCAUUCUGUCCUGGUCGUAUUAAACAAUGGAUGAAUGUGUUCCUUAUUGCUCUAUCCAUCGGUGCCAUUCAUACACAUCUAGCCAUUGGUGAUGAUUACAAUAAAAUGAUACCAGCGGUAGCCUUUUGUUCGAUGCUUACCACUCGACUCAUUUUAUACUUUCUUCUCAAACGUAUUGAUGAUCAGCAACAGACAACAACAACAACAUUCGUACCAGUUCAAUCCAACAACAUUGAUAAGACAGAACCUAAAACAACAACUACAAUAGUAGCUAAACAAGCUUCAAAAAUUCCUGAAACGAAUAAAAAGUGGACAUCUAUAUUCACCAUUCAAUGGUGGUUUGGCCGAUUCGUGGCCACUCUACCAAAUAACCGAAACGUUGAACAAUUCUUGUCUCAUGAUUCUAGUACAUCAACGAUCGUUCAAUCAAAAACCAGAAAAUCAACCAAAACCACCAAUUCCUUGAUGGAUAAAGAACCAAAAACAACAACAACAAAAACCUCCUCUUCAGUAACUAGUGGCCAUGCAACGAAAAAUCGUCGAAAACGAAAUAAACAAAAAAACGAAUAACUCACUAAACAUCAAUCAACAAUUAUAUGUUAUUACUCAUUUACACUGAUGCUAGUCACAUUGUUUCAUUAGUCAAGCAUUUUUUUUUCAUUUUUGCAAUGGUAUUUUUUUUAUUAUUUGUAAUCAUAUAAUAUAAUAUAAUAGAAUCGAA
Messenger RNA from Dermatophagoides farinae (American house dust mite), 1161 nucleotides. RefSeq names its product putative acetylcholine receptor chaperone. Gene Ontology annotation, biological process: chaperone-mediated protein complex assembly; positive regulation of protein localization to cell surface. The record is from RefSeq and is a predicted model, not a curated record. NCBI's taxonomy places the organism in Eukaryota, Metazoa, Arthropoda, Arachnida, Sarcoptiformes, Pyroglyphidae. Gene Ontology annotation, cellular component: endoplasmic reticulum.